AUGAAAGCUGUCAGACUCACCACUGUCGGCGAGGAGAAGCGCCUGGAGAUGCGUGAGGAACCACUACCGAGUCCGGGUCGCCAUGAGGUGUUGGUUCGGGUACACGCCGCUUCGCUGAACUUUCGCGAUCACGCAGUGCUAAACCACCCAUACGGCGCGGCUAUGAAGAAAGAUGUCAUUCCUUUGUCAGAUGGCGCCGUUGGCGAUCGGGUCGUUGCCAACUGCUUCUUGCAUUGGAUCGGCGGCCCGUUUCUUCCGGACUACCGCGCGGGCAGCGUCGGAUUCAGCGUAGAUGGUAUGUUGGCUGAAUAUGUAGUGUUGCCAGAAACCGCGCUCGUCCAUCUGCCCGCCUCCAUGUCCUACAUUGAGGCUGCCUCGCUGCCUUGUGCGGCCGGUGCCGCCUGGUCGUCGCUCAACCUUGCUACACCCCUCCAGCCGGGACAAACGGUGCUAAUCCAGGGCACCGGCGGUGUUGCACUGUUUGCGCUUCAGAUUGCACGAAUGUUUGGCGCUCGGGUCUUGGCAAUCACGUCGUCCGACGAAAAGGCGGCAAAGCUCAAGGAGUUAGGCGCGGAGUCUUUUAUCCUCGCUCUUACCGACGGCCAGGGUGUCGACAAAGUGAUAGAUAUCGCGGGGGAAAAGACUAUUGUCAAGUCUGCAGCAUCGGCUAGAAUCCGUGGCGAGAUAACGGUGGUCGGAUCGGCAAGCGGCUUGGGCGGCGCCUUAUCCCCGGUCGACAUCCUUUACCGGUCUCUCAUUAUCGGCUCCUCCACCAUUGGCCCCCGGACGAAUCCCGAGGCCCUGAUAAAGGCGAUGACGAUGCAUGGAGUACGACCGGUGAUCGAUCGGGUCUAUCCUUUUUCUGAGUAUCAGGAGGCGUACCGGCGAAUUCAAGGUGGAGGACACAUCAGCAAGGUUGUCAUCGAUGUUGCGCACUAG
Aspergillus novofumigatus IBT 16806 is the source of this 939-nucleotide messenger RNA. RefSeq names its product zinc-dependent alcohol dehydrogenase family protein. The record is from RefSeq and is a predicted model, not a curated record. Gene Ontology annotation, molecular function: oxidoreductase activity. The coding region runs from base 1 to 939 and encodes 312 amino acids. The transcript is spliced from 3 exons. Lineage: Eukaryota; Fungi; Ascomycota; Eurotiomycetes; Eurotiales; Aspergillaceae.